UGAACCCAGCAGAGCUGCUGUGUGGAACACGGUGGUCAGUGUGAACCCAGCAGAGCUGCUGUGUGGAACACGGUGGUCAGUGUGAACCCAGCAGAGCUGCUGUGUGGAACACGGUGGUCAGUGUGAACCCAGCAGAAUCCCAGAGGCGGCCUCUCUCUCCAUUCACUGUGGCCCCGACACCAUUUCUAAUUUUGGAAAUCUUGAGCUUGUGUUUGAAGCGUCAGCCGGACUGUCAAUAGCGACCAAUGGGAGGUCGGGAAUGGCCCCUUUAAAAGUCUGAAGCUGACACUGGGCUUGGCGAAUGAUCCCAGGAUCAAAUCCCAGACUCUGACGGACCGGGAGAGGAGAUUAAAGCCAAAUCAGCUCAGCACCAUGAUCCGGGUGAGGUGUCUCCGCGGAGGUAGCAGAGGAGCCGAGUCCGCCCAUUUCUUAGGAGCUCUGAUUGGUCGAGCUGUUGCAGGAUGGGUGCACAAAACUUUCCAAAGCACUCAGACUGCUGCUGCUGCUACUGCUGCAGCCAUCGAGAGUCCCUCUGUUGCAGAUGAUAAUCACAAGGAGAAGGCUACUGAUCCACUUACCGAAGGGUGCCCUGUCUGUUCCUACAAUGAGUGGGACACUCUGGAAGAAGUCAUUGUUGGGAGACCAGAGAAUGCGUGUGUGCCCCCUUUUACAGUGGAAGUAAAGGCCAACACUUACGAGAAAUAUUGGCCCUUUUACCAGCAAUAUGGAGGUCAGAUGUUUCCAAAGGAACAUGUGAAGAAAGCUGUUGCAGAAAUCGACGAGAUGUGUAAUGUUCUCCGUGGGGAGGGAGUCACUGUCAGGCACCCAGAGCUCAUUGACUGGUCUGAAUGUUAUAAGACACCAGACUUUGAAUCUACAGGAAUGUAUGCAGCUAUGCCAAGAGAUAUACUGCUGGUGGUUGGGAACGAGAUCAUUGAAGCACCAAUGGCAUGGCGUGCUCGCUUUUUUGAAUACAGAGCGUACCGGCCACUCAUCAAGGAUUACUUUCUGCGGGGAGCAAAGUGGACAACUGCUCCUAAACCACAAAUGUCUGACAAACUCUAUGACAUGGGUUACCCCAUUCAUUCGGUGGAGGACAGACACAAACUCGCUGCAGAAGGGAAAUUUGUAACCACCGAAUUUGAACCGUGCUUUGAUGCUGCUGAUUUCAUGAGAGCUGGGAGGGAUAUAUUUGCACAAAGGAGCCAGGUGACUAAUUACCUGGGGAUUGAGUGGAUGCGGAGACACCUUGCGCCAACAUACAGGCUUCACACCAUUUCCUUCAAGGAUCCGAACCCCAUGCAUAUUGAUGCCACCUUCAAUAUCAUUGGACCCGGUUUGGUAUUAGCGAAUCCAGACCGCCCCUGUCACCAAAUUGAUGUUUUCAAGAAGGCUGGUUGGACGAUCGUCUCUCCGCCAACUCCUCUGAUAUCUGACGAUCAUCCCCUGUGGAUGUCAUCCAAAUGGUUAUCCAUGAACGUUCUGAUGUUGGAUGAGAAGAGAGUAAUGGUUGAAAGUAAUGAGACUACAAUUCUUAAGAUGUUUGAGAAACUGGGAAUUGAAACAAUUAAAGUCAACAUCCGUCAUGCAAAUUCGUUGGGUGGGGGCUUUCAUUGCUGGACAUGUGACAUCCGUCGUCGUGGCAUCCUCCAAUCAUAUUUUGACUGAGUAUUACAGGGAGUCAGGUCAUUGAGAAAUCAAAGAGGCUAAUGGAAUAUUGACCCUUAUCUCAAUGAGGCUGGAAUACAAAGGGAUGGACGUUUUAUAUAAAGGUUCUGGCACUGCACCUGGACAAGACCUUGGAGAUGUAGAUUCACCAGAACGAUACCGGGGCUAAGAAGGGUUAAAUUAGGAAGACAGGCUGCAUAGACUACUCCGGUAUUUACAUGAGCUUAGAAGAUAAAACACUAAUUAAAAACACAGGCCCUACUCCCAUUUCUAAUUCGUAUGUUCAUAUAUAAAUAUAUUUACAUGUAAUUGGUAUGAUUGAGACGUUUAAGAAAAUUGAAGGAUUUGCUAGGGUAGAUAAAGAGAAAAUGUAUCCGCUGAGGAGAUCUUGAACAAGGAAAUUACCCUCAAAAUUAGAGCUAGGGUAUUCAGUGGGAUAAUGUCAGGAAACGCUUCUUCACGAAGGGAGAAUUUUAGAAUGAUACAGCACAGGAAGCCUAUUGCCCAAUUGUGUGUCUCUCUCUACUCUUGGAGAGAAUUAUCUUGUUCAUUCCACUCUCCUGCUUUUUUCCAUAACCCAGAAAAUUUCUGUCCUUCAAGUAUUUAUCCAAUUCCCUUUUCAAAGUUAUGCUUCCAUCGCCCUGUCAGGCAAUGCAUUCCCAAUUGCAACAACUCACUGUGUAAAUUCUCUUCCCUCAAGUCAUCUCUGGUUCUUUUCCCAAUUACUUUAAAUCUAUAUUUUCUGGUUACUAAUUCUUCUGCCAAAGGAAACAGUUUCUCCUUAUUUGUCCUAUCAAAACCUUCAGGAUUUUGAACAACUCUGUUAAAUUUCCUCUUAACCUUCCCUGCUCUAAGGAGAACAAUCCCAGCUUCUCCACUUUCUCCACAUUACUGAAAUGCCUCAUCCCUGAAACCAUUCUAGUAAAUCUCUGAACUUUCUCCAAGGCCUUGACAUCCUCCUUAAAGUGUGGUGCCCAGAACUGAAUACAAUACUCCAACUGAGUCCUAAAUGGUGUUAUAAAGCUUUAGCAAAAUGUCCUUGUUUUUAUAUUCCGUACCUGUUAAAAAAUCCAAUGGUGCUAUAACAGCUUUCUCAACGUGUCCUGUUUCCUUCAGAAUUGGUGUGAGUACACCUCCUCCCCCCAAGUCUCUUUGUUCCUUCACCCCUCUUGGUUUUAUUGCCUCUCCUCAUUCUCCUGAUCAAAAUUAAUCAUUUUGGGAGGUGGUCAAAAUCUGGGAUGCUCUCGCCCAAAAUAAGCUGUUGAGGCUGAGGCCAAUUGAAAAUUUCAAAACUGAGAUUGUGAGAUUUUUGUUAGCAAGGAUAUGAAUUGACCUAGUUGAAUGAUGGAAUAGGCUUGAUGGGCAGAAUAGCCUCUUCAUGUUCCUAUUUUCUUACGUUAACUAGGUCUAAACCUAAACACAACACAUGGUGAUUCAUUUUGGUCAAGCACAUGCAUGAACUGUAGGUUUUUUUGAACAGUGCCUUCCUGUUAAAAGCUGCUAUUUCAAGCUUUUUUUUCAUCAUUCUCCCCUUCAGGAGAUGUUUAAAAUUCACUUGUGAUCUGCAACAGAGGUCCUCUGGCUAUCUUCCAAACAUUUCCUUCUCUUCUAAUGAAUGUGGCAUUUCAAUUUCUAUUGAGUCAGCAGUAGUUUCAGGGUAACUGUGAGACUAUUACCUGGUCCUCAGCUUACUGUUGUCAUUCCCGUUACUGGAAAUUUGGCCAGUCACUGCACUGGAUCAUUUUAUAUUUUUAUUAAAUUGACAGGAAUUUUAACAAGGACCAUGUUUAUAUUUGAGGUAUGAAUUGGCAGUUAUGUAUUGCCCAUUAAAAAAAAACAUGUCUCAGGUGUCAUUUGGCAGUUAUAUCAAGGCAAAUGAUUUGGCACAGUACAGCAUAUCACCACAAAUUCUUUAACUGUCUGUACGUACCCCACCUGGUGCUCAAGAGCCAAAACUUUUCUUCAUCAGUCUGAGUGACAGUAUUAACGACAAAUUACUUCUGUUAUAAUUGGUGCUUCACAAAGACAUCUCACUCGGCCGAAGAUCUCAAAGUGACUGGGGAUUACACAGGGAAAGUAUUUGCAAUCAGCCAUGAAUGGGAUUCCUCAAUGUGAAACUCUUUUAAAAGGUAGCGAGGGAUUAUAAGACUGGAAUGCCUCUGAUUUUUGCCUUUGUUUAAUUUGUUGUAAGUCUUAAAGUGUUUCUAGGUUUUGUUUGAAUGAUGCAGUCACUUGAACCCUGGAAUGUAGUUGUUGUACUGUUCCUCAAACACAGCCCAAAGCUCCAAGUUGUGCAGUAACUUUCUGUUUGGAAAUCAUAAAAAUGGUGUUCAUGGAACUAAAAUUUCUCUCAGCAGGAAUUUCACUGUUAUACAUAGACAUCCAGAGAAUCCAUAGAGGGUUUAUAAAACAUAAGCCCAGGAGAGGGUGCUGCAGCCUGAGGAAUAGUAACAGGCAUUGGUGUUCAGGGACUCUGGCUGCUGUCUCGCACCACUGGUCUCAACUUUUGGUGAGAUCAAACCCCUAGCCUGUUUUUCCUGUUAGAGGGAUUUUCCAUCCUUUGGUUCUCUGGUUUUUGCUGCUUUGAGCAGUCUCAGGGUUUGAUACCUAGUUCUUCCGAGCCUCCUGGCAUUUUUGAGAAGAAAUGAGUAUUUCUGUCCCUGCGUCAGACACAACCACUGGGGGAAAACCCAGAUUAUCAACUGCCAGCAAUAUCCACCAGGCACUACCCUGGAUUCAUAAUUCCCCAGGCUUUUUCCUUGUGUCUGGGAACUAAAUGUUUCCCAGAUGCAAAAAUCUGAACAACUAACCCCGGUGACUAUUAGAAUUCAGCUACCACAGAAAUAGUGCAAAACACUGUUCCCUAAAAACAGAAUAAAUGACAAAUGUAUUGAAAUUCUGGCAUUUCUUUUGUGAACAUUAGAUUUAAAAUGGCAAUAAUUCAAUGGUUUAUUCGUAUUUUGCUGCAAUAUUUUGAAUGACCAUGCAUCUACUUUUAACUUGUGCUAUUUCCCAAUAAAAGCUCUAUUGCAUUUUA
Messenger RNA from Carcharodon carcharias (great white shark), 4705 nucleotides. It is a transcript of the gene gatm, whose product is annotated as glycine amidinotransferase (L-arginine:glycine amidinotransferase). The record is from RefSeq and is a predicted model, not a curated record. Gene Ontology annotation, cellular component: mitochondrion. NCBI's taxonomy places the organism in Eukaryota, Metazoa, Chordata, Chondrichthyes, Lamniformes, Lamnidae. Gene Ontology annotation, molecular function: amidinotransferase activity. Bases 373 to 1668 code for a protein of 431 amino acids. The transcript has 9 exons.